AUGCAUCUUUAUAACCAGCACCCAGAUGAAGAAAUAGAAUACUACCAGCACCUCAAAAGCCUCCUCAUACCCCCUGCCAGCCACUCCCUGCACCAGAAAGCAUGUAAGGGAAACUUCACCCACAUGAUAGCCAAGAAGUGUCAAAGAAGACAGAAAAGUCAGAAGAAACCAAGACAUCUUGGACCACUAGAUGAUUCCUGGCAGGAAAGGCUGGCUGAUGUUGUGACGCCACUCUGGAGGCUGAGCUAUGAAGAACAGCUCAAGGUGAAAUUUGAAGCUCAGAAGAAAAUUUUACAGAGACUAGAAUCUUACCUACAGAUGCUCAAUGGAGUCAAUGUGACAACAGCUGCACCCAGAUCUGAGGGGCUCUGUUGUUUCCUCCAUCCUAUUAUACCUUCUCCUGUCAUCAAUGGCUACCGAAAUUAGUCCACCUUCUCUGUGAACCGAGGUCCAGAUGGCAAUCCAAAGACUGUGGGAUACUACCUGGGAACUUGGAGAGACAGGAACAUGGUCUGUGUGCGGUCUAACCAUCUGAAAAAUAUCCCCAAGAAACACAGUCAAGUGGCACAGUACUACGAAGUAUUCCUUCGACAGUCCCCAUUGGAGCCCUGCCUUCUGUUUCCUGAAGGUGGGUACUGGCGUGAGCUCAUAGCCCACACCAAUAGCCAAGGGCACACAAUGGCCAUCAUCACUUUCCAUCCUCAGGAAUUAAGGCAGGAGGAGCUCUGUGUUGAGAAGGAGACUGUAAAGAAGUUUUUCACCAAAGGGUCAGGAGCAGUCUGUGACUUGACAUCACUUUACUUCCAGGAAAGCGCUAUGACCCGUUGCAGCCAUCAGCAGUCCCCCUACCAGCUCCUAUUUGGGGAGCGCCACAUCUUUGAAGAUCUCCUGGGGUUGAAGAUCCGCAUCUCUCCAGAUGCCUUUUUCCAGGUUAACACGGCUGGUGCAGAGAUGCUGUAUCGGACUGUGGGGGAGCUGAGUGGAGUGAACUCUGACACCAUCCUCCUUGACAUCUGCUGUGUAACUGGUGUGAUCGGCCUCUCUCUGGCUCAGUAUACCUCCCAGGUCCUUGGGAUUGAGUUGAUGGAGCAAGCAGUAGAGGAUGCCAGGUGGACUGCAGCCUUCAAUGGCAUCACCAACUGUGAAUUCCACACCGGUCGAGCAGAGAAGAUUUUGCCACAGCUACUAAAGUCAAAGGAAGAUGGGCAGUUAAUUGUUGCUGUAGUGAACCCAGCCCGGGCGGGACUGCAUUACCAGGUGGUUCAAGCCAUUCGAAACUGUGGGGCCAUCCGCCUACUAGUUUUUGUUUCCUGCAAGCCCCAUGGUGAAACCACAAGGAACACCAUUGAGUUGUGCUGUCCUCCAGACUCUGCUAAGAAGCUCCUUGGCGAGCGUUUCGUCCUAAGGCAAGCUGUGCCUGUGGAUCUGUUCCCCCACACCCCACACUGUGAGCUGGUGCUUCUCUUCACUCGAUAA
Molecule: messenger RNA, 1476 nt
Organism: Balaenoptera ricei (Rice's whale)
Lineage: Eukaryota; Metazoa; Chordata; Mammalia; Artiodactyla; Balaenopteridae
Gene: TRMT2B
Product: tRNA methyltransferase 2 homolog B
Exons: 13
Biological process (GO): RNA processing
Molecular function (GO): tRNA (uracil(54)-C5)-methyltransferase activity, S-adenosyl methionine-dependent
Source: RefSeq, a predicted model, not a curated record